UUCGGCGGGACAUGUAGAAGAAGAAGAAGAUGCAGAAACGUCAGCCCGUCUCGCACGUGUUCCUCCAUUCACAUAAGCGUGCCAAACUCUCCGCGGAUACUAACAAAACGCAAAAAUAACGCUGGUUAUCACAACGCAUCCAUUGGACUUCCCCGACUGUUGUGCAUAGUUGCUUGAUCUCCUAUGCGACAAUGAAGUACAUCCUGGUCACUGGCGGCGUGAUUUCCGGCAUCGGCAAGGGUAUCAUCGCCAGCAGCGUAGGCACGCUCCUCAAGUCGUGCGGCCUUCACGUCACGGCCAUCAAAAUCGACCCAUACAUCAACAUUGACGCCGGCACUUUUUCGCCCUAUGAGCACGGCGAGGUUUUUGUCUUGGAUGAUGGCGGCGAAGUCGAUCUGGACUUGGGCAACUAUGAACGUUUCUUGGACAUCCGCCUGACUAGGGACAACAACCUGACCACAGGGAAGAUCUACCAGUCAGUCAUCAACAAGGAGAGGAGAGGCGAUUACCUGGGCAAGACCGUGCAAGUGGUGCCUCACAUCACAGAUGCGAUCCAGGAGUGGGUGAUGAAUCAGGCCAAGAUCCCCGUGGACGGUGAUGCCGUGGAGCCGCAAGUUUGUGUCAUAGAGCUGGGCGGCACGGUGGGAGACAUAGAGAGCAUGCCCUUCAUCGAGGCCUUCAGGCAGUUCCAGUUCAAGGUGAAGAGAGAGAACUUCUGCAACAUCCACGUUAGCCUCGUGCCACAGCCAAACACAACUGGAGAGCAGAAAACAAAGCCAACGCAAAACAGCGUGCGGGAGCUGCGAGGCCUCGGCUUGUCUCCUGACUUGAUAAUGUGCCGUUGCGUAACGCCUUUGGAAACAGCUGUGAAGGAGAAGAUCUCCAUGUUUUGUCACGUGGAACCCACGCAGGUGAUCUGCGUGCACGACGUGUCUUCAGUCUACCGAGUGCCUCUGCUGCUGGAGGACCAGGGCGUGGUCAGCUACUUCUGCCACAGGCUCAACCUGCCUAUCGAGAUGAGGCCCAGGAAAAUGCUCUGCAAGUGGAAGGAGAUGGCUGAUAGGUCCGACCGUCUGCUGGAGCACGUUUCCAUCGCGCUGGUGGGCAAGUACACAAAGCUGUCCGACUCGUACACAUCGGUCAUUAAGGCCCUGGAGCACUCGGCGCUCGCCAUCAGUCACAAGUUGGAGGUCAAGUACAUAGACUCGGCCGACCUGGAGCCGGCCACUUUGCAGGAGGAGCCGGUGAAAUAUCACGAGGCCUGGCAAAAACUCUGUAGCUCCAAUGGCGUGUUGGUGCCCGGUGGUUUUGGUGUGAGAGGGACCGAAGGCAAGAUAUUGGCAAUCAACUGGGCAAGAAAACAGAAUAAACCCUUCCUAGGCGUUUGUCUGGGCAUGCAGCUGGCCGUGUGCGAGUUUGCCCGUAACGUUCUGGGCUGGGAAGAUGCCAACUCCACUGAGUUCAACCCAGACUCCAAGUACCCUGUGGUGAUCGACAUGCCCGAGCACAACCCGGGCCAAAUGGGUGGCACCAUGAGGCUUGGCCAGAGAAGGACCAUCUUCAAAUCCCAAAACAGCGUGCUGAGAAAACUCUACGGCGAUGUGGACCACGUCGACGAGCGGCACAGGCACCGAUUUGAGGUCAACCCUGAGCUCAAGCACCACUUUGAGGAGAAAGGCCUUCAGUUUGUGGGCCAGGACGUGGCGGGCGAGCGCAUGGAGAUCAUUCAGUUGGAAGAGCAUUGCUAUUUCAUCGGUGUGCAGUAUCACCCCGAGUUCACCUCCAGGCCCAUCAAACCGUCGCCGCCCUACUUCGGCCUCCUGCUGGCCUCCGCCGGCAAACUCCAGAGCUACCUGGCCAAAGGCUGUCGCCUAUCUCCAAGGGACACGUACAGCGACCGCAGCGGAGGCAGCUCUCCUGACGUCGACAUCGCCGAGCUCAAGUUCCCAUCAUUGUCGUGAGGCCGGAGCCGACUCGGCGUCGACUUUGAGACAAAGUGCUGUUCGAAACGAGUUAUCGUGCUAUUGGGUAAAAUAUACUGUUGCUUAUUUAUACUCUUUGGUGAAUGUAUAAAGCUUCAAGGGACGUCCCAAAUAGUUUUUGUUGGUCAAGGGUGGGCUUAUUAUGAGCAGUAUAAAGUUUUAUGUUGGGGAUAGAAUAGCGAUGAGUUUAGCACGCUCGAUGGUGGCUUAAAUGCUUUUACACAAAUGAAUUAUUUUGCAGUGACUGAAGUUCUGCCAGUUGGUUGGCUGCCCUGCAAACUACUCCACCCACCAUGCAGUUUUAUGUACAUAUCAAUAUUUGUACACUAAUAUUGAGUAUUUAUACUUACAAGUAUUGUCAUAAUAAAGUACUUCAGGUUCAUUUUUAUUACUUAUGCCUUGAUGAAAUAAAGACCCAGCCUUAAAGCAACGCUAGAUUUGGCAGAAUAACUUGAUCCGCAGUCGUAAAGUUUUUGUGUUUGCUUGAAAUAGCAAAUUAAAUAGCAGUCUGCCUUGAGAUAAGAUUGACCCGACGUUCCAAGUUUUUCCUAGAUACAAUCUGUGUGUGUAUGCAUAUCAAUAUACAUCACGAAAGUCACGUAUAAGCUUUUCAUCUUUUCAAGUGAGAAAGUAAACAUACUCAACUGCUAUAAUGUAGUUGCCCAAGUGUGCGCACCUUCUAACAGGGAUGUAUCUGUGUCCAGAAUUAAACAAUCACAUGUCAAAUGGGAGUCAACGCUCACAACCCCAAAUAAAGGUCAGAUGUUCUAA
This is a messenger RNA of Syngnathus typhle (broad-nosed pipefish), 2753 nucleotides long. It is a transcript of the gene ctps1b, whose product is annotated as CTP synthase 1b. Gene Ontology annotation, cellular component: cytoplasm; cytoophidium. The record is from RefSeq and is a predicted model, not a curated record. Gene Ontology annotation, biological process: CTP biosynthetic process; pyrimidine nucleobase biosynthetic process. Gene Ontology annotation, molecular function: CTP synthase activity; identical protein binding. The coding region runs from base 192 to 1961 and encodes 589 amino acids. NCBI's taxonomy places the organism in Eukaryota, Metazoa, Chordata, Actinopteri, Syngnathiformes, Syngnathidae. The transcript has 18 exons.